Crotalus tigris (Tiger rattlesnake) is the source of this 700-nucleotide messenger RNA. RefSeq lists its product as uncharacterized. The coding region runs from base 46 to 675 and encodes 209 amino acids. NCBI's taxonomy places the organism in Eukaryota, Metazoa, Chordata, Lepidosauria, Squamata, Viperidae. The transcript has 2 exons. The record is from RefSeq and is a predicted model, not a curated record.
ACUCAGGAGCUUCUGGAAUGUUCCAGUGGGAGCCCAGCAGUGGCCAUGGAUGUCCGGAGAAACCCUUGCCUCCUGAUCAUGGCCUGGGCACUGCUGGAUGGGCCCCUGUCCAGUGGGGAGAGCCUGGGCACAAAUGGCCCCUGUGAGCAGCAGCUGCGAUAUCGGCACAGCAGCGUGGAGAGUGGGGGGCCCUGGCUGUCCACCCUGGUUCUGCUCAGCAGCAUCGGUGCCAUUUGGCUGUUUGUCUUCUACGCCAUUCGCUGCUUGUGCCUCAGGAGGAACCAGUGUGCCCAGGAGCUGGACGAGAGAGGAGAGAAAUGCUGGGAGGAGGUCCGAAUGUCCUGUCCAGAAGACGACGGGGACCAGUCGUGUGGCUACGAGUCUCAGGUCCUCGUCCCAGCCCAACCCGAGUUUAGAUCCACCCCACUGGGUACCAACCCUGCCCUCCAGGCGUAUGCCCACCAGCUGGCCUGCAUGGAGCACGAACUGGAGCACUUCCUGAGCGAGGUGCGCAAUCGGCAGGGCACCCUGGGGUCCAAGGCAGGGAAGGAGAGGGCCCCCCCCAAUCUGAAGAAGGGAGGCUUGGACAAACUGCGCAUCACCGUCUAUGAAAUUGCUGACAGUGAGCAGCCAGACCCGGCAUGGGGCAGAGGACGCAAAAGGAAGCUCAAAUAGAGAAGGGGAGUACCACAAAGUUCUG